AUGUGUACACACAUUGACUUAUACCAAUGUGUGUACACUAUUUUGAGUCAGCAAUGGGGUUUGGGAGAAGCUGGGGUUCAGUUUAUCCCUAUGAACCGUGGUUUCUUCAUUAUAAAACUAUUAACUCAAGAUGACAAAGACAAAGUUUUCAAGGAUGGUAACAAAAAUCCAUGGAUUGUUAAUGAUCAGCCUCUUCGUUUGAUUGAAUGGUAUCCAGGGUUUGACGCAGACAAGCAAUGUACUUCUCAUUCAACGGUUUGGGUGAAGUUUCCUAGCCUGCCCGUGGAGAUGUGGGUAGAAAAAACGCUUUUAGCUUUAGGGAAAUCUCUUGGAACACCCAUUGUGGUAGAUAAGAGAACCCUAAAUCAUGAAUAUGGUCAUUAUGCAUCUGUUUUGAUUGAUAUAGAUUUUGCUAAACAUGAUACUGAUUCAGUUUAUGUUGAAGUUGAUGGACGACAUUUUCUGCAACCUAUUGAAAUUCUAAAACAACCUAAGUUUUGCUCCAAGUGCAAGAUUGUUGGGCACUUGGAUAAAGAAUGUAGGAAGAAGCAUGCAGUUAAUGCAUUACAUGCAGCUCAUGCACGUACAGACGCUCGAAAAAAUCAACCUCAAACUCUGGUUAUACAUCAAGGGGAGAAUAAUGAUACAUGGCAGACUAUAAGUCAUAAGAAGAAUGGUAAGAAGAAUAAGAAAGAUGCUACAGAUACUCGUGUGCAGGUUGAUGUGGUGAGGAUUAGUACUGCUGAUUAUGAACAACAGCUUCAGGAAGAUCUGAUCAAGUCCGAAGCUGCAAUGCGCACUGCUGCAGCUAUGGCGGAGAAGGCUGUUGCUGCGCAUUCAGUUUUAGUUAGUAGGGCAAAGUCGCUGAGUACUGUUGCCUUAAAUACUAAGCCUGGUGGGAAUCUGUGGAAGAGUUCUGAAUACGUCUCUUCAAACAAGUUUAAUAUCUUGGAUAGUACUCUUGUGGGUGAAACGGCAAGUGUACAUGAGCUUGGGCAUAUUGAUGAAGUUGCACGUAAGGCUAAGCAUCAACAGCUUUUGGCUUUUCAGGCUAGACUAGACACUUUGAGGGAUGUUGAUGUUUAA
This is a messenger RNA of Papaver somniferum (opium poppy), 1086 nucleotides long. RefSeq lists its product as uncharacterized. Lineage: Eukaryota; Viridiplantae; Streptophyta; Magnoliopsida; Ranunculales; Papaveraceae. The record is from RefSeq and is a predicted model, not a curated record. The transcript is spliced from 4 exons. Bases 1 to 1086 code for a protein of 361 amino acids.